Messenger RNA from Cyphellophora attinorum, 1878 nucleotides. Its product is annotated as Trehalose phosphorylase. Gene Ontology annotation, molecular function: glycosyltransferase activity. The transcript is spliced from 2 exons. Bases 1 to 1878 code for a protein of 625 amino acids. The record is from RefSeq and is a predicted model, not a curated record. Lineage: Eukaryota; Fungi; Ascomycota; Eurotiomycetes; Chaetothyriales; Cyphellophoraceae.
AUGGCCUCAUCGGAAGCACAACAUGCCUCAGGGCUGCAAAGCCCGGCUUUCCGGAAGACUUCGAACGUCGCAGAGUCCGGCAACAACCGCGAUGGCGAUGGCACAAAUCUGGAAGAAGUCUGGAUGGGCCUUGCGCUAAGCAUAUGCGAUGAAAGCGACUACGCGAUUGGCUUCGCCCUCCACGAUGGGACAUAUUGUAUCGACUUCAAGGUCGACCGCCUGAAAUGGGAGUCAUCUUCAGAGGACAAGGCCGCACAUAUCACCGAGCACAUCAUCCAGAGCGUCGACGAUUAUCGAAAGGAGCAUCUCGUUAAGAUAAUCGGAACCGGCGUCGAACUAGAGCUCGAUCGCGCCGCUCCUGAUCUCUGCUCGCAGCUGUGGCACGUGCUGGACAUUGUACCUACUCUACAUCAAGCUGCACUGCCGGAAGGCGCCGACCGAUGCGAUGUCGAAAUGAUUGACGAGGUGGCCGAGUACGUCGCUAGGGAAUCGCUACAGAUCUUUGGUCCUACCAAGCAGCCACGCCUACGAUUAUCGUUCCGUAACGAAGUCGAGGUGGAUCACGCUGGCAUGUGCAAAAUCGCAACGCUGGAUGAUUAUGAGAAGUCGGUCAGACCCAGAACGUGGCAAGCUGUGAAACACUACACCGGUCUCAUGAAGGAGAAAAAGAUCCGGAUGGUGUUUUUCAGUGCUACUCCACAGGGCGGCGGCGUCGCUCUGAUGCGCCAUGCAAUCAUCCGUUUUCUGAAGCUCAUGGGUGUGCAGGCGGAAUGGUUCGUGCCCCGACCUAGACCAGACAUCUUCAGGAUUACCAAGAAUAAUCAUAACAUCUUGCAAGGCGUAGACACCACAACAAAUGUCAGUGAGGAAAAGCUACAAGACAUCCACGAUUGGGUAUCAAGCAACGCCACUCGCUUCUGGCUCAAGAAGAACGGACCACUCCUACCUCCUGACCAAGGCGGUGCCGACGUUAUCGUCGUUGACGACCCGCAACUACCUGAGCUGGUGAAAAUAGCGAAGCAACAAAGUCCCAAGCGACCUGUGAUCUUCCGAUCCCACAUUGAGGUCCGAGAUGACCUCGUGGAGCAACAAGGAUCAUCCGCAAAGAAAGUCUGGGACAAUCUGUGGGAGCGCAUAAGGGAGGCAGACGUGUUCAUAAGUCACCCAGUCCGCUCCUUCGUCCCGCCGCAAGUUGAUAUGGCCACAGUCGGUUGGCUUCCCGCGACAACGGACUGGCUGGACGGUCUCAACAAGGAUCUCGUCAAGUGGGAUACGCAGUUCUACUUCCAUCUCCUACGGCAGACAUGUCGGCAGCAGGGUGCUUCCGAGCUCGUCUGGCCGCAACGACCCUACAUUGCUCAAGUCGCUCGUUUCGAUCCUUCAAAAGGCAUCCCGGACGUGCUAAAGUCGUACUCCAGAUUCAGAGGGAUGUGCUCAGAGACCAAUGUUCCGACGGAGAACAUACCACAACUUAUUGUCUGCGGCCACGGCUCAGUCGACGAUCCCGAUGCCUCCAGGAUCUAUCACGCGUCCACAGAUCUCAUCAAGGAGAACUAUGACCACCUGCGCGAUGAUAUUGUACUCGUCCGCAUCGGCCCAAGCGACCAACUGCUCGACGCCAUUCUUUCCUCUGCUUCUGUCGUGCUGCAACUAAGCACACGAGAAGGAUUCGAAGUCAAGAUCUCCGAGGCCCUCCACAAGGGCAAGCCUGUCAUCGCAAGCCGUACCGGCGGCAUACCGUUGCAGAUUGAGCAUGGCAAAUCUGGCUAUCUGGUCAACCGUGGUGACACCGACGCCGUUGCGGAUCGAUUGGCAGAGCUUCUCAUCCAAGAGGACAGCAAAGAAAAGUAUGCGACCAUGAGUGCUUGUCAGCGAUGA